AUGUCGCACGAAGCUCUCAACCCUAUUCAUCCGUCUGUGCUGCCGCAUCUCGACCCUACCUUCAUCGAACUCUAUAACAAACAUGUAGCCAACACCCCAAGCGGGCCAAUCGAUCUCACCGUCCUUCGCUCCAAAUAUUCCGUUCUCUACUCCUAUGGUACCGGUCCCGCGCCGGAGCCCGCUCGCGUGUACGACGCCACUAUCCCAGGCCACAACGGGGAUUUAAUUCCCUGCCGAGUAUAUGAGCCCGACAGCCCGGGACCAUGGCCCGUCCACGUUGACUUUCAUGGUGGCGGCUGGGGCCUCGGGGACUUGGAUACUGAAUCUCACAUCUGCAAGCACAUCGCCGUCAAGGCCAAAGUAGCUGUUGUCGACGUCGCCUACCGACUUGUUCCCGAACACGCCUUCCCCAUCGGCAUCCAGGAUUCAUUCGCUGCACUCCAACACUUAGCCUCUCCUGCCGGCCGCGCGCAGUUUCCAAGCCUCGACACCACACGCAUUUCCCUGGGCGGCGUUUCCGCGGGAGGCAACAUCGCACUUAUCCUUGCGCACCUGGCACGGGACCAUCAACUUCCUCUCCGUCUUGUAGCGGUAGGUACUCCCGUAAUCGACGACAUCUCGGUGUACACUACAGCCCACGACUCGCCGUUCCCGUCCAUGCAGGAGAUGGAGCACGCCCCAACCCUGAACUGGGCGCGCUUAAAAUGGUUCGAUCAGCUCAAGUGGCGCAGUCUCAGCGAGGACGAGAAUGUGCGCCAGAAGCAGAUGGCUGAGGUGAAGUGGUAUGCCAAUGCGCUGAAGGCGCCAGACUUCACGCGGCUGCCGCGGACCGUUAUCUACACGGCGGGGUGUGAUCCGCUGCGUGAUGAGGGCGAGGCGUAUGCGCGGAAGUUGGUCGAGGGAGGGUGUGAGGUCACAGUGAGACGGUUUGAGGGUGUCCCUCAUCCGUUCAUGCAUAUGGAUAAAGGUAUAUUUUUUCCCCUUCAAUUUGUUUGGUGUUUGUGCUGA
Messenger RNA from Aspergillus niger, 1008 nucleotides. RefSeq lists its product as uncharacterized. The transcript is spliced from 2 exons. NCBI's taxonomy places the organism in Eukaryota, Fungi, Ascomycota, Eurotiomycetes, Eurotiales, Aspergillaceae. Gene Ontology annotation, molecular function: hydrolase activity. The coding region runs from base 1 to 1008 and encodes 335 amino acids. The record is from RefSeq and is a predicted model, not a curated record.